AUGGACGUAUAUCCGGAGGCGCUGGAGAUCGGCCCCUUCUCAGGGCUCGCAGCCCUCCACAAGAACAGCUCUCAAGUGGAGGGGAGCUUGGUGGGGUCAGGGUCUUGCCUCUCUCACGUGCGCGGCUUCGACGGCCUGCCGACCUACGUUGAGAUGAAUGAGAUCCUCAGCGAGUGCGAGGCUGAGGAGGGCGACCGCUGCGACAUCCCGAUUGCUGACAGCGGGGGCCAGCUGGUCGCCGCAGGGUUCGCCGGGGGCUCUGGCGUUCUUCCCAAGCCCGGCCGCGGCGCCUGGAGGGCUCUCGCCUCCUCGCGCGGCGGCCUUCGAGGGGAGGUCGGAGCCGUCGAGUGGGACCAGUACGUGUUGGCUGAGAGCCUCGGCCUGGGCCGCUCUGGUGGCGAGUUUGUGCUAUUCAAGUGCUUCAACGAUGAGGAUCACGGCAUGGGCGACCUUGUUGACUUCGAGGAGCGUCCUGAGGUCGGGGGCACGUCAACGCCCCGCGAGCUCGACGCCCGAGCGUUGACCGUGACGCGCGACGGGAACGGGAUCCGCUUCCAAGAUUUCAGAGAGGGCGUGAACCAGAUCUCCAGCUCGGACUGGGGUGGGUGGCCGCUCUCUGGCCCUCGGACGGUGCAAUGGUGCUGCAACUACAUCCUCCAGACCGACGGCCACCCUCGCGCCCGCCACACUCGGUGGAAGAGGGGUGCGGGCCUAGGCGCGGGGGACAUCGGAGUCGCAGAGCACGAGGUCGCGAUGCGCUGCCUGGAGAAUGCGAUCUCCUACGAUCAGCUCAACGUGGGCGAGCUCGCCUGCAUGGAGCUGUUGCUCAGGCGGGCCCAGCUGUCGGAGCUGAAGCACAAGGGGCGCUUGCUGCAGGUGGGCGCUGCCAACGACUACGGCGCCGACGAGUACCUGUACAUGGGCACGAACGCCACGAGGGGCCAGGUGAUGGUGGCGCCCGAGCUCGAGGAGUUCGUGUCAUCACAACUUCAGAAGGAGGGGUCCGUGCUGAAGGAGAGGAGGAAGCUCAUAGAGGAGCGCUCAGGCGAGGGGGCGGGGCAGCUGCUCCAGUGCAUCUCGGCUUGUGUGCCCGGCUUGGCUGCUCGACCUUGCUGGGUUUCUGACAGAGCAGGCUGCGUUCGCAGCCAGCACCUCGUGGGCCUCCCCAUGAACGUGCCUCGGGAGCUCUUCCCUCUUCCCCUUCCGUUUCCUGAUUCCAGUGGCAACGACUUCUUGGACAGCUCGGCUGCUUGUCGCGCGGUCCGUCGACGAGCCAACGCGAGUGCUAAUUGGCGUUUGUGGGCCAACGAGACGACGAGGAGCCUCAGCCGCAUGCGCGGCUGCUCGGACUUCGACUCGACGGUCUACAAGCCGUCGGUCGGCCAGCUGAAGAUUUUGGAGCGGAUCUCCGAUCUGGGCCUUUCAUGGGCUUUGCGGCGCCCGAGCGGGGCCUGGUUACGACCUGGUCGACGCCCCGAGGGCGAGGAGCCGGCCUCUGAUGACAGUGUCCCCGAGAAGCCUCAUUCGGACUCUGCCUUAAUUCACAACAAGUGGGAGUACGCUAGAUUUUGCUCAUCGUUGUUCAACGCUAACAUGUUGGAGGUUGGUGACUACGAGGAGCCGGCCGUCGGAGUCUUCUUUGUGCUGAAGAAGGAUCGCUCUCUCAGACUUAUCCUGGACACUCGGUGUGUCGACAGUCUCUUCGUGAAGCCGAAGCAUGCGCAUUUACCAUUGCCAGCGGCCUGGGCGGCCGUCCGCACCAGGGCUGACGCUCCACUCUACCUCGCUCAGAUGGACGUCAACAGUGCCUUUUUCAGAGUGCGUGCACCUCCUGGGCUCAGCAAGUUUUUUCGGUUGCCGCCUGUCGACGUGGACGCCCAGCGCGCAGUGAAUCCUACUGCUGCCCAGGGCCUCUCGGGCAAGAGGGCCACCCCGCGUCUAAGCGUGCUUGCUAUGGGCUGGUCUUGGUCAUUGUAUUUCUGUCAGGAGAUGGUGAGCACGGCCACCAUGUCUGCUGGUUUCUUGGAUUCGGACAUGUUGCUUGACAAGCGCGAGAGCCCCAACUUUCGGGAGCUCGAGCUGAGCACCACCAAGGCCGCCGUCUAUGUGGACAACGUCGGCGUCUUCGGCCAGGACAAGUCCAGCGUCGACAACCAGAGCCAUGAGGUCCUCUCUGCUCUGGAGCGCGCAGGGCUAGCCUGCAAGGGCGUCGAGCGCGCGGGGGGCCAGCAGGAGUUCACAGGGCUUGUGAUAGACUCCACCUCAGGUACCAUUUUUAGGAGCUGCCCCAAGGCCCCGGCGCUGCCGCCAGCCGGCUGGCGCUGCGGGCGCGCGGCAGCCCUGCUGCUGAUCCUCGUGGUGGCGGCCGAGGCCGCCAACGCCGACCACGAGGCCGAGUCCGCGUACUUCGACGACAUGUCGGACGUGGACAUGCGGGCGCUCUGGCUCGACGGCACGUUGGCCCCCACCUCCGUGGACACGCCGCCGCUCGGAGCGCACCCAGCAGGCGAUGCCGCCCGGGCGCUCCACGACAACCCCACGGGAGUUGGGUUCCUCACGGGGCUGCGGCGCCGAGCUCGGCGGAGCCCGGCUCCGCGGAGCCGCGCGCCGGAGCGUGCAGCUGCAGCUCCAGCCCGGAGUCGCACGCCAGAGCGCUCCGCCCCGACGACCUCUGCUCCAGAGGCGCCCGCCAGCCCUGGCGACCCCGUCCCGGCGCCGGCUGGGCCGCCGAGCGUGCGCUUCGAAGCGCCGCCGGUUCCAGAGUCCCCCAAGCCGCCUACUUCGCCACCCAUGCCUCUCGGGCGAUACUUCAUCGCACGGGCGAAGGUACAUUGGCCAGAAGGAGCGCAGUGGAUGAUUUUCAGAGGGAGGGCGGCUGACGCCGCCGCGGCCAGCGCAGUGGCUGAAUACCUCGACGGCGCGUUGGCCCUCGAGGUGGAAGACCCGACCGGCCCCGCCAUCCGCUUUCUCGUGAAGCCUGAGAUGCUCCACCACGCGCCCAUGGGCUGCGAGGAGCUCGGCAUCAGCGUCUCGGCGACCAACGUGCCCGAGAAGGUCUGGCACAAGCUGGCGGCGUGGCACGGGCUCCCCGUAGGUGGGCGAGCUGGGCCGCUCAGCGAGGCUCGCUGGCGGCUGCUCCGUGAGAAGGUGGUCAGGUGGCACCCCGAGGGAGGCGUGGCGCCCAGCCCGAGCUUCGAAGCGCGAGCUGCAGAGGGGCCGCCGGCCACCCAGGCCGACAGCGCGCCCCUGUUCGAAGCGCGGCCGCCCCUCUCGCCAGCCGCCGCCCCGCCAGCUCUCACUCUCGGGCCACGGGGCGCCGGCCUCCCAGCCCCCGCGGCUGGGCUGGCCCCGGUCGUCCGCCCGCAGGCUCCGAACAUCGGGGCCCUGUUCCGCUACGACCAGCACAUCAGCGACUUGGGCCUACCCCCAGGUCUGACCACAGCUCCAGCGCGCUACGCCGCGGGGGCCCCGGAGGAGGGCGGGGGCAGCGACCCGUUCGGCCUCGCGCAUUCCGGAGCAACCCUGGACGCGAACACCGCGAGGAUGCUCCACGCCUUGGAAGGU
This is a messenger RNA of Prorocentrum cordatum, 3564 nucleotides long. The record is from the annotation of a GenBank genome assembly. Lineage: Eukaryota; Dinophyceae; Prorocentrales; Prorocentraceae.